GUGCAGUGUUUUGAUUCCUACAGUCCCUGAAGGCAGCAUGAGGACAGGCUGAUCUUUGAGUUACUUGGUCCGGUUUCUGUUAAACUUUGUUGACAACAGACACUGGAUAAAACCGGACCGUUAAACAGAUCUGGACACGUGAGACUACUGUCAGAGGAUAUAUCAGUUGUCUGUGAUCAAAUACUAGGACAUUUUGUCAUAUUUAAACUUCACUGUUCGUCGUUCUUAAACACCUCCAUUUCCGGGAUGAACGCGCUGCUAAGGCGUUUCAACCGCCGGUGGGUCAGCGCGUGGAGAGAUUUCCACAUGGGAGUCCCCAUGAUGACUUUCGACCUAAGGAAAGUGGAACUGAUGCCUUUGGAGCAGCGGAAACUCACUUUUGACUCCCAUGCCAUGGUGACAGAGCUGGAGAAAAAUGGGUUUGAAAAGCGUCAGGCAGACCUCAUCGUUUCGGCUUUGGUCAGUUUGACGACGGCAAAUAUGGACAUUGUUUACAAAGACAUGGUGACUAAAUCUCAUCAGGAAAUCGCUUUGCAGCAAAUCAUGGCUCAUCUGGACUCCAUUAGGAAGGACAUGGUGAUCCUGGAGAAGAGCGAGUUCGCCAACCUACGAUCUGAGAACACGAAAAUGAAGAGAGAACUGGAGCAGCUACAAAGCAGACUGAAGGAGGAGAGUCAGAAAGUCAGAGCAGAAACUAAACUGGACAUCAACCUGGAGAGCAGCAAGAUCUCCGACAUGUUUACUGAACAGGAGAGGAAGUUGUUGGAGGCCAGCACAGAGUUCCACACCAAGAAAGCCGACCUUGAACACGACAACAUGGAGAUCAACAAGAAGAUCGAUCUGCAGGUGGCAUCGCUCAAAACUCUGUUGGAGUCGCUGAAACUGGAGACGGUGCGUUACUUGGCAGCGACAAUGUUCUCCUGCCUCGCCAUUGCUCUGGGAAUUUACCGUUUAUGGAAGUGAAGAAAAUAGUUCCACUGAAGGACAUUCAGGUUAUUUUUAUUGUAUUUAUUAUAUUGAAAUCAGAUUUUCUUUUUAACCUCUCGAGCUUUAAUUUGAAGUUGUUUUACAAUACGUACAGAAAAAAUAUGUUAAAAAACAAACAUAUAUUACAAUACUUGAAAACAUACACUCCUGAUCACAAUUUUAAGACCAGUUGAAAAAUUCCAAGAAUUUCCAUUUUUCACUGUUGGAUCUUAAGAAGGUUCUAAGUAGAGUUUAGCAGAGAGAAAGCUUUUUAGCCUUUGCCAUCAGGAGGUCAUGACAGUGUGAAUACCUGACAGAAAAUGACAUUGAAUCCACUUUUUUGCUUAGAUUUUGGCUUUCAAAAGCUCUGGUCUUUAACUUUUGAUCAGCUGAUGAACAGCCUAGUUCAGUUUGUUUUCAAUAAAUUGCUUACUCAAAUAUUUUUCUUCUUUUUGCAUUUUGAAACUCUACUUAGAACCUUCUUCAGAUCCAACAGUGCAAAAUGUAAAUUCAUGGAAUUUUUCAACUGCUCUUAAACUUCUGAUCAGAUGUGUUUACUACAAUGGUCUCCUCUUUGUUUAAAGAUAUUUUAUGUGAUUUGAGUGUAACUUUUUUAUCUUAUGGAAUGAUUUUCCAAACAAGUGUUAGGAAUGAAUACUGGAUAAGUAUGGAUAAGAGAGUUUUUUGCUGCAUUGUUAUCAGUAUUGUCUUUAUUAUGCAAUUCUAUACUUUAAUAAUCUAACUGUACAUGCAUUUAUUUAGGUAUUUGAUUUAUUUUAUGUAUACUACUGAUUUUACCUCAUUUUUUAAAUUAUAUACAUUUUUUGUCAUUUAUGUUGAAACUUCCCGGUUAACAAACUCUAUUUUUUCUUGAUUUUCUUGAAGAUCCAUCAAUUGACUGUUAAAAUGAACUGAAGUUUGACUUAUUACAGGGAAAGCAAGUAUUUUCAUAAAUGAGGAAGACAGUUUACAGUGGAGGGAAAAAAAAGAACAUAUUUCUCUGAUAUUUUAUAACCUUUAUAAUGGUCAAAGUACAUUUAUUUUCCUGUUUAAUGGUAAAUCAGUUCAAAUUAUUAAAAUUAUAAUGGAAUAUAAACCGCUUGGAUAAAUAUUAAUUUAAUUCAUUUAGUGUUAAUAAAUGUAUCUAUGUUAAGGACAUCAUGAUCAUCAUCACAUUGUGAAAAAUUCAGUUAUGACAUUUAUUGUGGAACAUUUGUACUCAUUUCAAACGCAUUUUUAUUUUAUUAAACUUUUUCAUUUUCUGCA
This is a messenger RNA of Sphaeramia orbicularis (orbiculate cardinalfish), 2232 nucleotides long. RefSeq names its product coiled-coil domain containing 90B (gene ccdc90b). Gene Ontology annotation, cellular component: mitochondrion. The record is from RefSeq and is a predicted model, not a curated record. The transcript has 9 exons. Bases 247 to 963 code for a protein of 238 amino acids. Lineage: Eukaryota; Metazoa; Chordata; Actinopteri; Kurtiformes; Apogonidae.